Molecule: messenger RNA, 1032 nt
Organism: Metarhizium brunneum ARSEF 3297
Lineage: Eukaryota; Fungi; Ascomycota; Sordariomycetes; Hypocreales; Clavicipitaceae
Molecular function (GO): hydrolase activity
Source: RefSeq, a predicted model, not a curated record
AUGGCCAUGGGCACCACCAUGUCCGCCAUGGCACAGAACAUGUCGUACGGAGCCGACAACUUCUAUCGCAGUCCCGCCGUGGAAGUGCACCCCAUCACCUUCCAGAACCAAUACCGCCACAGCAUUGCCGGCAACCUCUUCAUCCACGGCAAACUCAACCGCAGCGCCAACGCAACCGCGCCGGCCGUCGUCGUCGGCCACCCAAUGGGCGCAGUCAAGGAGCAGAGCGCGAACCUCUACGCCACCAAGCUCGCCGAGCACGGCUUCAUCACCGUGUCGCUCGACCUCCCAUUCUGGGGCAGCAGCCACGGGGAACCCCGCAACGCCGUGUCACCAGACCUCUACGCCGAGGCAUUCAGCGCGGCCGUCGACUAUCUCGGCAAGCACAAGUCCGUCGACCGCCAGCGCAUCGGCGCACUGGGCAUCUGCGGCAGCGGCUCCUUCGUCAUCAGCGCGGCCAAGAUCGACCACCGCAUCAAGGCCGUCGCCACCUCGAGCAUGUACGACAUGGGCGCCGCGAACCGCAACGGCCUACGCAAAUCGCAGACCGUCGAGCAGCGCGGGGAAGUCGUCGCCACGGCAUCGAGGCAGCGGUGGGCCGAAGUGGACGGCGCCGAGCUCCAGUACACGAGCGGCACGCCGGACCGCCUCGCGCCGGAUUCGACUCCGGUCGAGCGCGAGUUCUACGACUUUUACCGCACCACCCGUGGCGAGUUUAUACCCCGGGGGUCGGCGCGGAAUCUCACGACGCACCCUACGCUUUCGAGUAACGUCAAGUUUCUCAACUUUUACCCCUUUGCCGACAUGCACACCAUCUCGCCGCGUCCGUUGCUCUUCGUAUCGGGGGAUCAGGCGCACUCGCGCGAGUUUAGCGAGGAGGCUUACGCUCGUGCGGCGGAGCCAAAGGAGCUGUAUUGGGUGCCGCGCGCUGGGCACGUUGACCUGUACGAUCGUGUAGAGCUUAUCCCGUUCGAGAAGCUGGCCGACUUCUUUAAGAACAGCCUCGGCGGGACUAAUUUCACGGCGGUGUAG